AUGUUCAAGAAGCGAUCUGUUACGUUAAACGGUCGGAGCCAGAACAAGAGGAAGAAGUUAAAUGUACGGGGGAACGAUGAUAGUCAAACAAAGAUGGGCGAGGUUCAAGACAUUCCAGGAAUACUUCCGAAGGUAGAGCAAAGAGACCCUGUAAGACGUUCAACGGGUGCUGCGCUUUUCUCAAAGCUCUCUAGUAGUAACAAGGAAGAAGUGCCCAGUAGCUACAACCAAAAAAAUGACGUGGAGGAAUCCAAGUUUAAACUGUCCGUUAAUGAAGAUGCUACCAAAGAAGAUAGGUUGAAUGCAGAGCAGAGGUUACUGAAGACGAAGAAGGGAAAAGAUGGUACAUCUGCUAAACCAUCCAACUCAAGUAAGCAGAUACAACAGCCUUCAAAUAUACGAACUACUAUAAUGACCGACUAUCAGCCUGAUAUAUGUAAAGACUAUCAGAAGACUGGUUACUGCGGAUAUGGAGACAGUUGCAAGUUUCUACAUAUCAGAGAAAAUUUUAAAGGUAACUGGAAUGUCAAAAAAGAGUGGGAAGUCCAACCCAGCAAGAAAAGUAUUGAGGGAACUCUCGUGGAGACCUUCCAACAAUCGCAAGGCUUAGAGAAUAUACCAUCAAAAUGCUUUAUAUGCGGUAACGAUUAUAAAUCUCCAGUAAUGACUUCUUGUGGACACUGUUUCUGUUCAAACUGCUUCACCAAGAGAGCACGAGUAGAUACAAAAUGUCCUAUAUGCAGCCAGGAAACUCAUGGAGUAGCGAAGAUGGCCACAAAGCUAAGAGGUUAUUUGAAAAAAAACGAUAAUUCAGGUAGCACUGACUGA
Zygotorulaspora mrakii is the source of this 828-nucleotide messenger RNA. It is a transcript of the gene CWC24, whose product is annotated as U2-type spliceosomal complex subunit CWC24. The transcript has a single exon. Gene Ontology annotation, biological process: snoRNA splicing. NCBI's taxonomy places the organism in Eukaryota, Fungi, Ascomycota, Saccharomycetes, Saccharomycetales, Saccharomycetaceae. Bases 1 to 828 code for a protein of 275 amino acids. Gene Ontology annotation, cellular component: U2-type spliceosomal complex. Gene Ontology annotation, molecular function: metal ion binding. The record is from RefSeq and is a predicted model, not a curated record.